This is a messenger RNA of Dovyalis caffra, 357 nucleotides long. Lineage: Eukaryota; Viridiplantae; Streptophyta; Magnoliopsida; Malpighiales; Salicaceae. The record is from the annotation of a GenBank genome assembly.
AUGUUUUUUUCUAAAAUCAGGAGCACAAAGAAAUCAGAUGAGGACAUUCCUUUUCUACCUCGUUUGCAAAGUGAAGCUCCUGGUAUGUUUAUAGAUAAUGUUUUUGCAACUCUUGGCUCUCAUUCGGUACCAGUUAAUUCCUCAGAACCGACACUGCUGGUCUAUCCCUUUUUGUUAUUGUUUCUUGAUGAGCUGAGGGGGUUUCUUUCUGUACCUUUUAACACUCCUUGCCUCAUUGUUAAUGGACUGGAGCGCCUGGUUGAAGCAUCACCUGUGGUGAAAAAGGUUCUGCCUGUUGCAAUGGCUUUCACCUUUGGUGUGCUAUUUGCCAAGAGAAUAUAUGGUGUUAAAGAGUAG